Stegodyphus dumicola is the source of this 5590-nucleotide messenger RNA. RefSeq names its product N-chimaerin-like. Gene Ontology annotation, biological process: regulation of GTPase activity; signal transduction. Gene Ontology annotation, molecular function: GTPase activator activity. NCBI's taxonomy places the organism in Eukaryota, Metazoa, Arthropoda, Arachnida, Araneae, Eresidae. The record is from RefSeq and is a predicted model, not a curated record.
ACAGCUGCCGAUCUUCACAUUUGAUACUUUAUUGCAGUUUUGGCACACUUUGAGAACAUAGAGUUGGUACAAAUUUGCCGAUACAUUUGAUUGAAAAAAAAAAAUCAGUUUAUUGAAAAAAAAAAGUCAGACUACUAUUUUGAAUAAUGCAACUAAAAAUUAAUUAGUUGUAUGUAAUAAUUCAGAAUUUAGGUGAUGGAAUAUUUAACAAAGCGUUGUCCGUUUUUUAAUUUAUGGCAACCAGGCUGGCGCAUAAUGGAAACGAUCAUGCCGUACACCGGAUGGGGAAAUUGUGAUAUAGUUAUUAAGAGACUGUAAUUGAGUGGAAUUUUAAAUUCUCUUUUUCGUUAAUAGAAGUAUGGUAAUUUAUAUACGGUAGCAGAGCAUUCAUUGGGAGUUGACAUUGCUUCAUUCAUCAGUAACUUAAUGUGUGGACUUCGAGCAAAUACUUCAAAAUGUUUUCUGUGUAUUUGUGGAAAGUACAUACUGUAAAAAAGGAAUACAGUUUUAAGUAGUUUAAAAAUAAAUUAUGGCUGAAGUUACACAUUCAGUUGUUUUUUCAUCUGAUGGGCACUGGAGAAACAGACCUCCCAGCAAAAUUCCCUCAUUGUGGAAAUCAUAUUUAUAUCAGUUACAACAACAGGCUCCUAUUCCAAAAAGAAUUCUCUGUAACCGAGAGGUACAUGGAAAGCCAUCGCAUUAUGGAAGAGAAUUUCAUGGGAAAAUAUCGAGAGAAGAAGCAGAACGCCUCUUGGUUGAAGAUGGAUGUUAUUUAGUUCGAGAAAGUCAGAGAGCUGUGGGUCAAUAUACAUUAAGCAUGAAGUUUGGGGGAGUAACGAAGAACUUUAAAUUGUAUUAUGAUGGAAAACAUUACGUGGGGGAGAAGAGAUUUGAUACUAUACAGGAUCUUGUUGCUGAUGGCCUCAUUUCGCUGUACCUGGAUGCUCAUGCUGGGGAUUACAUUGCUACUAUGUGUAUGGAGUCUAAAUAUGAAGACAGUCCUUAUAUGACUUUAAAUUCAUACAAAAGAAAAAUGACUCGAAAUCAUUCCAGAAGCACCUUUAAACAUGCUAAAGAUGAACUUGCUUUAAAAAAGGAAUUAUCUAAGCCUGAAACAUUCCACGAAUAUGAUAGACCUCCAGUAGAGAAUUCUUCCAGUGAUAAAUCUUUUCAUGAAAAUGGAGAUGAUAUUGAUGUAAUGCAGUUUGAGAAACCUCAUGUUUUUAAGACAAACAACUUUAUAGGACUGCCUUGGUGUGAUUUUUGUGGAAAUUUCAUGUGGGGCUUAAUAGCUCAAGGAGUUAAAUGUGAAGAUUGUGGCUUUAGUGCACAUAAGAAAUGUUCAGAGAAAAUUCCCAAUGAUUGUAUGCCAGAUUUAAAGUAUGUGAAAAGAGUCUUUGGUAUUGACCUUAUAACGCUUGUCAAAGCACAUAACACUUUGAGACCUUUUGUGGUUGAUCUUUGCAUUAAAGAAACAGAGAAAAGAGGUGUGGAUGUUGAAGGAUUGUAUCGAGUUUCAGGUUUCAGUGAUGAAAUAGAAAUGUGUAGAAUGGUCUUUGAGCGGGAUUGUGAAAGUGCAGAUAUCAGCAGAAAUGCAUUUGAAGAUAUCAAUGUAAUAACUGGUGUACUGAAAUUAUUCUUUCGCCUUCUGCCAGUUCCAUUAAUAACUUUUGAAGCAUACAGUUCCUUUAUUGCUGCUGCAAAAAAACCUGCCUUAAGAGAAAAGUUAGAAUCACUGAAGGAAGCCUUGAAAACAUUACCGCCUGCUCAUUAUCAAACACUUAAAUUUUUGAUGGCUCAUCUGAAUAGGGUUGCUGAGAGACAAAAGUACAACUUGAUGACUCCUCAAAACUUAAGCACUGUAUUUUGCCCAACUCUGCUUAGAUGUCCUGAGGUUGGUGGUGUUCCUGAUCAGUUAACAGCAUGGCAUGCAGAAAGUACUGUUAUUGAGCUAUUAAUUACCCACCAGAAACAACUCUUUGAUCACUGACAUUCAUGUAUCUAAACUUUUCAUAAUAUAAUUUAUUUCUCACUGUCAGCCUAAACUCUGAUAUGUUUUAAUGCUUCCUGCCAGUAUGCUUUGUGCUCUUUGCAUUUUAGCAGGGAGUUUCAGAGUGAUCGCCGGAAAAAUGUUUUAUUAAAAGUUUGUAUUACUUUGUUAAAAAAUUAUUAAGUAUUUGAUAUAGGUGUAAUUGGUAGAGGUAUGCAUGAUUAGGAAUUAUGAAUGUGUCAAAGAAAGCAUACUACUUACAACUGAAAUUAAGUGUUACGCCUCUGUAAUGUUAAAUAGGUUUUUAUACUGGCAAUAUAAUGAUGUACUUAAAAUAAUGACCCAUGUUAGUAGGAAUGUAUGCAUUUUCACAGUGUUUUUAAUUAAAUUCAAAGUGGGAAAAGAAAAAAGAUAGAAUUGUAACAUAAACAUGUAAAAUAUUAGUGACAACCAAAACGGUGAUCAUGAUAAAAUUGUGGUCUUUAUAUGGAAGUAGUUUUAUCGUGUUGAACUUUUAAAUAAAGUAUUUAAAAAUUUUGAAAGCGUAGCUUAAAUGCAUAAGAUGUCUUGCAGUGUAUCAGUAACUUUUAAAAUAAACCUUCUUUAUAAACUGAAAUUGUUUUUAGGAAAUUUCAGUAAUCUGAAACAUUAAAAAAGGAUUCACGAUUAGAAUAAUUAAUUUAUUACAAGAAUUCUUUCUCAGUCUUAUUAGACUGUGUUUUAAAAUUUUCUUCUGAAGUCAUUCAUGAAUUUAGUCUAAAUCAGUUCGGGAGCCUCAAAAAGCGGGUAUGCUGCAAAGUGUUGUAUAAAUUGUGUUGUUGCGAUAUAUGUAAAUUAACAGCUGUAUACUCGAAAGAUUAUCAUAAGAGUUUGUAAAGUUUUAAAAGCUAUCUUGGAACAUAUUUGAAUGAUGUUUAUUCUGCUGUUUUCUUUCUGAUCUAUAUUUUAUUUCUGUGUUAUUUCAUACAUUAUGUGUAUAGAGAGAAUAAAAAUGAGGUAUAAAAUAUUAACCUGAUAAAAUUUGCAAAAUUAGUGAUCAUUAACAGUGUGCAAAUGCCACCAUCAUAAUGUGUAAAUAUUUUACAUACUAGUAUUUAAUCUUUUAAUAUCUCACAAACUAAACCUUAUUACAAUACAAAGUCCGACAUCUGGACUCGUCGGAACUUUGGCGAUUCGGGAUUUUUCCAGAUAUUAGAUCAUCAGCUUAAAUCUAUUAAGGUGUCAUAUAGAAAUUAUAAAAUGAAAAAUAUGUAAUCGUAAUUAAUGAAGUAAUGAGGAGUUCAAUCUAAAAAAAUAUCAAAAUUUACAAAAAAAAAAAAAUUGUGUACUUCAUUAACUCUCGCAUCGAGAGAGGACCAAAUCUGUUUUCCUCAAACAUCGAAAAUGCUGGUGUGUAGGAAUUUCUCUUGGAAUGGUUUUCCUUCCCCCCAUGACAAGUAGAAUGCUAACAGUAACCUGCUUAAGUAAAGCAACAACUUCUUUCUUGGAUGUCUUCACCACUGUGUGCAUUUUCCCCUUGGGACAGGAUUGCAACUUCAGGCAUCAAUAUGUAAAUAUUGACAGUAAACAAAGAAAGCAUUAGGUACAUUAAAAUAACAGAACUGCAUUUAGUUGCUCCAGAAAAAUGAUUGACAUGUCAUUUAAAAACUCCUGAAAGCAAUGGGUAGUGCACUAACAUGAUGGGGGGAAAGCACUAGAUAGAAAAUGAUUCAGGCAAUCGGGCGACAUGCCGAUGUCUGAGUGGUCAGGUGUUUCGGCAACUUUCGUGCGAAAGAGUUAAACCGUUUCUUUCAAUGUAAGUUAUUUAAUUUACUUUUUUUUUUUUUUGUGCUAAUACAUUCUCUUUAAUUCUAUAGACAGACAUAAUUUCUUGUUCAGUUACAAAGUUCCAUUGUUCAAGUUCUGUAAUUGUCGUGUCAAGAAUUCCAACUAACUUGUUAAUCAAACUUUUUUCGUUUUUAAUAACUAUCACUUUCUUCACUGUUGGUAUUUUCUGGAUCUAGAACCAUACUGCAGAUUUCGCUAUCCAUUAGUUGAUUGAUGAUUGGGGCAUUGUCAUCACAAUGAAAAACUUAAUUUAUAAUUAAUCCACAUUCUCUUAUGCAGGAUUGAGUUCUUUAAUAACGAGGUAUUUUGUUUAGUGCCGAAGUGAAAUUAAGAAUUGGGCUCCACAUAUGAUAUAUUAUGGGGGGGGGGUAAAAAUCAAAUGCACAUGCGUAAGGCAUACAAAAAAAUUCAUUAAAAAAAAAAAACAAGAUUAUUGCUGGCUUUGAGGUCCAGAUCUCGGACUUUACUGUAAUGAAAAAUUAACCAGGUGGUAAAUUUUUCAUUCAUGAAGUGUCUUUUCAGAUGUGAAAGUCACCAAGAUCUACUAAGUGUUUAUCCUCAGCUUAAUUUUUUUACUUUAGGUAUGUCUCUGUGUAAAUUAUUGUUUUAAUUUUUUAUAUGUUAUUAAAAUAUGCUAGUGGUUUAAUGAAUUUUUUUGUUUUUUAUUUUUUUAUGUAGGUAACAUUAGAGAACAUUGACCAGUCCUUUUACUUUGUUGUUCAAAUUAUAUUUAUCGGGUUAAUUUAAUUUUUGAGGUAAUAUUUCCCUAAUAUCAAUACAUGAGAUUUUAUUUGGGAAGGGGGCAGAUGUGUACACAAAUCUUCUCAUGUUAGAUCAUUUUAAGAGCAAACUGUUUCUUGAUAAAAUUAGCUUAAUAUUAACUAUUAUUGUUGGCUUAAAUUCAUCUGGUAAGUUUUUAAAAAAAUGGACAGUUUGACAUUAGAUAAUGGGAAGAGUGAGGAGAUCCUAUCGAGUGAGACGUUAUUGGAUUUCUUUGCAAUUUUUGUUGACUUUGUGUGACUAUUCACAGUUUACUUUAUUUUAUGCAACAAUUUGUUAUUUUCUAAUUUUUGGGUGUUGUGUUCACCAUAUUAAUUUUUUCUUUGUAAGGUGUUUUGUGAGGUAUUUAAGAUUUUUGAACUAUUAAUAGUUAGUGCAUAUGUAUAUAAACACACAUUGAGUUAUAAUUUUAGAGUAACACUAAUAUCUGAUAAUUGUUUUUAGGAAAAAUUAUUUUUUUGUAUUUUUCCUAUAAAUUUUUCUAGCAAAUAUGCAUUGCUUUGUUGCAACUUUAUGCAAUCCUGUUCUGUUGAAUAUUUGUAUUCUUACUGCAGGGUUCUCACUGACUUGUUCCAUCAUAAAAAUGAAAAAUAGUCAGAAAAAAUUAAUAUUUUUAAAAAAUUCACAUUUUAAAAAAAGUGAAAAUCAAGCUAUUCAAAUAAUUAAAUGACAUACGGUUUUCAAAAAAAUCUUUUUAGAGAAAAAAAAAAAAAUUAUACUAAUUUGUAGAAGAGUUACUGUAAUGUUUUCUUCCAGAAAGUAUCAUAAGAUCACCUAUUAGUGAGCAUCACUCUUCUCUUUAGAAAUGUUACUGUUUUACUUACCUUUCUAUUCAGAAGUAUAAUUGUCUUUCAUAUUUAAGUAGUUCAGUUGUGUGGAUAUGCAUUCAAAUAAUUUAUGUUAACAGUCUAGUGUCAUUUUAAUCUCUUCAGUUAUAUUUUGAAAUGCCAAAAGAGUAAUAUUUGUUGAGAAUAAAUAUUUAUUUAAAUUCAA